Molecule: messenger RNA, 2993 nt
Organism: Ceraceosorus bombacis
Lineage: Eukaryota; Fungi; Basidiomycota; Exobasidiomycetes; Ceraceosorales; Ceraceosoraceae
Source: the annotation of a GenBank genome assembly
GGUGAGUCGCAUGGUACGCACGAGGCACGUUGGAGCGCGGGACGACUUGUGUGAUCCUUACCACCUUAGCGACUGGUCAUCUUUCAUCAUUUCGGAACCCUGGGAAGUGCAGCAUAGGCAGAGCUCGUCUUGUUGGAAGAUGAUUAAAGUCAUCUGGAGCUUGGAAUGCAAGAGGCGGAGCCGAACACCAGUGACGGUGAAUUCUACGCUAUUCACCGCAACGCAUUGAGGUGCAAACUACAACGUUCUGCGAGCAGUUGCUGAGCAGGGAAAACACGGCCCUCAUACUACUUCGGGCUUCAGCUACCAGCUUCGCAGAUGUGUUCACGUCAAUCGACUUGUGACCGCUGCACCACAAGCCGCGUCAGGGAGGGCACGAGAGCAGAAUCACGAUCGCUGAUCGAUCUGUACGCAUACAGCAGCACUCGCACUCAAAUGGAAGGAUGCAACGAGCACAUGUGGUAUGCAUACGCCGCCAGGAAGACCCUACUCGGCAUUCAAUGGCACUACUGGGAAGGACGCGGUGGGAAGCAGUCGAGGGUCAUGUUUAUAGUCCAGCCACCAUCACAGCCAAAUGGACAGGAUGUGACCGGAUGGCGCGGUAGACCAGUACAGGUUGAGACAACACAUCUGCAAUGCUCCAGGUCGAUCUACGGCGGAGGCACGGUCAUACGAAUCUCGACUUCGGGAGUGGGACCACUAUGCCCAUCGACGAGGUGCCCUUGCACUCCCAUUCCCGCGAACGACCGCAUCUGAAGCAGCAACCCUGCAAUCCUCGUCGAGACCUCGGCUCUCUUGCCUGCAUCAUCUAUACCCAGGAUUAUUUCAGGCAUCGAUAGGAUUAUCUUUCCUUCUCGGCACAAGCGACUGGACACUUGCCGAGUGGUCGAAGCGCUUCUCGGUGUGUAAAUUCCACGAGCGCCUCCAGACUUAGCAAGCUCCUCGCGCACAUAUCGCCGAGGCCAAUGUCAUCGACGGGAAGGCAACAAUGUCAUGGUGUUGUGCGACACAGAGACUGCCAGCUUCGUUCAAAUUUACACCACCCAGGGCAGCACCAUUGCUACUUUUGCCACAAUACGUCGGCGCUCGCGAUGAAAUCGGUGCCCAUCAGGUUGCUCUUUGGAAAAAUCCCCUUUCCGGUGCGCCGAUAUGCGAACGGGAGUAGCGCAAAGCUGUCAAGUUGUCACAUCUCCUCUGAGCCACGAACGAGCGUCUACUGGUGUAUUUCGGUCGGUGGCUCAGCUUCACAAGAGCGCUUCGACGAUGGGAGGAAGGUCCGCCUUUGCGCUGCGCUUGACCGACGACAUCGACAGGACUUGCUCCAAGCAGCGCUAGCUGGUCCAACUGUAUCACCAACCGCAGACCGAAGACCGACUUGCCACAGCACGACAGGAUCAUAAGCGGGUGGAAUCAGCUCGGAAUGUAAGAGAUUCGGCCGGCAAGCCGGCCAAUCCCAGCAAGGCGCCCUCACUACGUCAACACGCACUAGUAUAACAAGUCUCUGAAAUUGCCUCCUUGCUGGGAUUUGCGGCCCAGACUGUAGGCUCGACCCGUACCAAGAGCGAUUUUGUAUUGUGACACCAUGCCGCGAACAUUUCAGCACUUGCUCAGCAUUCAAUGCCACCGACUUCGCUUCACUCUCGACUUUCAAGAUACUCGCCCCGGACGCGGCACGCGAGCUUUCCUACCAACGACGCCAUUGCCUCAUCGAUCUCGCGUAUCUCUAUCGCUUCAGGUGCAUGCUUGUCAAGGAUCCUUUUCAUGGUCGCAAUUCCGUCGUGUUUCUGGCCACUCGAGGCAUCUACCGCUCGUGUCGCGCCCACUUCGGGAAGCUCGUCGAGAGCGCUCAACCUCAAACUUUCUCGCGCAACCUCUGGACCUUUAGAGCAGGAAUGCUGGAUUACACCAGUCACUUGGCCGUCUGAGUCUUUCUAGCGCCCUGGCCAACGGAUCAUCAGGCGGUUCAAACACCAUUUGAGCAACCCGAACACUUGCGGCGCCACGAAUGGCCUCUGCACGACAGGAAUGGCUCGAUUGUGCCGCGAAGACAGACAUCGACACCGACUUAAUGCCGUAUUCGCGUGACCGCCCAUUAGAGAAGACGGGGGUACUGCGAGCAAGAGGAGGACAGAGACCAGCGGCGCUUAUUUGACUCAGGUUCAACGCUCAGGUGCAGGCUCUUACUGUCUUCAAAGUCGCACAAGCCUUUGAGAUGGUCCAACCUCCGGCGCAGCUUCUAGCCAAAAUGAUCGGGCACGAGCGCGGAGUGAAGGACAGCCUAGCUCGUAGGGCCGACAGCCGCCGAUUCGAGCAUGCCUGCAUCCAAUCUCUAGACAUCGACACGUCGCUUGCGAAUGCCCGACUGAGAGACGUCAGCAACACAAGCUAUAACACGUGAUAUGCAGCACCUACAGCGUAUUCAAGAGUCCAUAUUGUUACGUCACACGCCUUUACAAUGCACCGAUGGCAUCCGGCCUUUAAUUUCAACCCUCUUCUUCGCCAAAUCUGCAACGAAUCUUUUCUUCGCCAAACCUGCAGCGGGUCUUUACGCCGCCUACAGCCAGCGUCCCGUCCAAACGCCGAGAGGUAGAUAGCGCUGCUUUCAUGACUCGCGUCUGGGCUUCCGGACGCUGAUUCACCCUGGCACGCGACGUCGAAGUCAUCACCAGAUCUGCAGCAGCAGAAAAAAUGUGUCAUCUCCCCCGAGUCGAAUUUUGUUGAUGCUGAACUAGAAGACACAAGCUCAUCAAGCAUGUCCGAUGACCUAUUAAGGAUGAGCGCUACCUCUCCGUACUCGGGAUUCUACAAGCCUUUUGCCGUCCGCAUCAUCGCUCUCCAUCUGACUACCGCAUCUGGAAUUUUGCAGAGGAUCUUCCCGAUGCUGCAGAUGAAAGCAAGAGUGACGGUCACUGUAGCUCCGGGCGUAUUCAAACUGGCCUGCGGCGCUCUCCAGUCGAGGUUCGCAGCAGAUUCGACAACAUACUCGAGCCCCG